CAGCCAAUCAGCGCUCGGCUUCGGUUGUCAGUUGAGGCUUGUGCAGUGGCGCGGGCGUCAUCCAGUCAGACAGAGCGCGGCCGCCGACAUGAAGGGACCCGAGUUUGUGGAGCUCAACACCGGGGCCAAGAUGCCCAUCCUGGGCCUGGGGACAUGGAAGUCCGAGCCUGGGAAAGUGACGGCAGCCGUGACUAAGGCCCUAGAUGUCGGCUACAGGCACCUCGACUGCGCCUUUGUCUAUCAGAACGAGAACGAGGUCGGGGAAGGCAUCCAGCAGAAGAUCAAGGAGGGCGUGCUGAAGAGAGAGGAGCUCUUCGUUACCAGCAAGCUGUGGUCAACUUUUCAUGAAAAAUCGAAGGUGAGAGAAGCCUGUGAAAAAACCUUGGCCUCCUUAAAGCUGGACUACCUGGACCUCUACCUGAUCCAUUGGCCGACAGGGUUUAAGGCCGGAGAUGCGUUUUUCCCCACCGACGAAGAGGGGCUGGUGAUACCUAGUGACACCCAUUUCCUAAACACCUGGGAGGGUAUGGAGGAGCUGGUGGACGCCGGGUUGGCGAAAGCCAUCGGGAUCUCUAACUUCAAUCACAGCCAAAUAGAGCAGCUGCUGAACAAGCCCGGUCUAAAGUACAAACCCGCAGUAAACCAGGUUGAAUGUCACCCGUAUCUGACUCAGAACAAACUCAUCGAGUAUUGUCAGUCUAAAGGAAUCGCCGUUACCGCCUACAGCCCCCUGGGGUCACCUGACCGUCCAUGGGCCAAACCAGAAGACCCAUCUCUUCUAGAAGAACCCAAAAUCAAAGACAUCGCUACAAGACAUAAGAAAACAGCAGCACAGGUCCUGAUCCGCUUCCAUAUUCAGAGAAAUGUGGUCGUCAUCCCCAAAUCUGUGACCGCGGAACGAAUUGUGGAGAACUUCCAGGUGUUUGACUUUGAGUUGACCCCAGAAGAGAUGAAGGAUAUUUUCAGCUUUGAUCGGGGUUGGAGGGUCUGUGCCUUAUCCUCAGCGAGGAAGCACAAGGAUUAUCCAUUCAAUGCGGAGUUUUGAGGAUGAACGUCUCUUGGUUAUUUGUAUUUAAGCACUUCUUGUACUUCCGUAUUUCCAGUGUUGGUUUCUGUAUUACAGCUUUUCCUCAAGUGUUAAAAUGAACCGUGUUCUGCAGCCAAAAUCUCCACACUCCACUAACCUGCGGUUCAGCUUUUCUUUGUGAUGCAAUAUAUACAAUAAACCAGUGUUAUAAACG
Hyla sarda is the source of this 1241-nucleotide messenger RNA. RefSeq names its product aldo-keto reductase family 1 member B (gene AKR1B1). Gene Ontology annotation, molecular function: aldose reductase (NADPH) activity. The transcript is spliced from 10 exons. The record is from RefSeq and is a predicted model, not a curated record. Lineage: Eukaryota; Metazoa; Chordata; Amphibia; Anura; Hylidae. Gene Ontology annotation, cellular component: cytosol. Bases 89 to 1045 code for a protein of 318 amino acids.